Messenger RNA from Strongylocentrotus purpuratus (purple sea urchin), 2402 nucleotides. RefSeq names its product CDP-diacylglycerol--inositol 3-phosphatidyltransferase. Gene Ontology annotation, biological process: phospholipid biosynthetic process. The coding region runs from base 76 to 672 and encodes 198 amino acids. The transcript is spliced from 7 exons. The record is from RefSeq and is a predicted model, not a curated record. Gene Ontology annotation, molecular function: phosphotransferase activity, for other substituted phosphate groups. Gene Ontology annotation, cellular component: membrane. NCBI's taxonomy places the organism in Eukaryota, Metazoa, Echinodermata, Echinoidea, Camarodonta, Strongylocentrotidae.
GUGAACAAACACAAGUGGAUCUGGAAACUGCUAUCGUCUUAUUUCCCAUCAAAAUACCGGCCAAGAUUUAGCAUUAUGACAUCUGUUUUCUUGUAUGUCCCCAAUAUCAUUGGGUAUGUACGUCUGGCCUUGGUGUUCAGUAGUUGUUUCUUCUACUCAACCAACGCUGUUGUCUUCAUUAGUCUAUUCCUCGCUCAGACUAUACUCGAUGGAUUCGAUGGUGCACUGGCAAGAAAACUUAAACAGACCUCGGCAUUUGGUGCAUGGUUUGAUGUGGUCAUCGACAACUUAGGACGGGGUAUGCUGUGGUGUAGACUUUACAAAUGGGGCUAUUUUAUAGCAGCCAUCGAGUGGUUGGUGUUUGUCUGUACACACAGUCUGGGUACUGAGUGGAAGUCAGCUAAAGUCCAAGCCCCAUGGAUUGUCCAGAAAGUCAUGGAAAAAAAUUUCAAGACUCCACAAGGGACAUUCACUGUUCUAGGUCUAUUUGUUCUACCUCUCUGGCUCUAUGCACAUUAUACGGGUGUCCUGGGCAAGACGUUAAGAGUGCCCAUCUCCGUGCAGUACGCUGGCAUUGCAUUCCUCAGUGCUGGAAGGGCGCUCGGUUUUGUGGUCGAGUCCUUCUUCAUCUACUCGCACAUAAUGUACUUGACAAAGGAUGAAAACAAGUAACAUUAUAUCUGAGACUGACCAUGGAUAUCUACGUACAUGGAGAGCUGCCAACGGACAGAAUGCUGAAAGCGAUGAGAUAUCCAAGAUGGAGGAUAUACUAUUAUGGAGAGCAAGGAAGACUGUAAUAAAGUCUUCCUCUUCAUCUGAAAUCAUCACCAUGAGAAGAGAGAUUCAAACAGAGAUUUAAGACAUAUGAUCUGAAGUUCUUUGCACUCAUUAAUUGAACACUGCCUUAGCAGAGUAAAUUGUAUGGUAUUUAAAAUAAAUUAUAUUUUAUAAAUUGUAUAAUAUAUGGAGUCCAAUGUGGACCCUGUGGACCCACAGAGAAGGCACUGUAUGAGUGUAUUAUAUGCCUUCGCAACGAAGUAGCCCGAGGCAUUAUGUUUACAGGUUGUCUGUCCAUCCGUCUGUACAUCGUGUUCUUAUGAUCGCGUUAUCUCAGGAACCGAUUCAUGUAUUCCCACCAAACUUGAGUCAUGUAUGUAUCUUGCAAAGCGAAUGAACUGAUUAAAUUUUAGGGUCAAUUUUAGAGGCAUCAUUUUCAACUGUGCGCAUUAUUAUUGUCAUUAUUAUUUCUAGUAUUAUUAUUAUUAUUAUUCAUAGUAGUAGUAGUAGUAUCAUUAAUUAUUUUAUUAGUUUUAUUGUUCGUAAUGAUUGUGUAAACUUGUAAAAUAAAUAAAUGGAAAUAAUAAUAAUAAUAAUAAUAGUACAGUACAUUACGCAUAAUACAUUUAUUAACAUCUCUAUGCGCUGUAGGAAAAAUGAAAAAGAAAAAGUAAAUACUUGUCUCGUAAGGAAAAAGGAAACCAUAUUCACUGAACUCACAUUUGCACUAAAUAGAACUGUACAUUUAUAAGUGGAACUCAAACAGAGAAACAUAGAUCACAUUUAAUUUUAGGUUCCUUACCUGUAAAACCAAAAUGAAAAACAGGCACAACUUCUAAAUCAUGUUCUAAUGUGAGUUAUGUGUGUAUUGUUGUACAUUCCAAUGAGAAGACAAUACAUUCCAUGAUGUUUGUAUAUUCUUAUGAAAUUAAAUGCAUUAUUAUGGCUGUACUGUUUUCAAGUUUUCUACACGACUUCUAGAACAUUAUUUUGUAUAUUGUUCCAUGUUAUGGUAGUCAAAAUAUUAUGGACAAAUUAAAAUGUAUGUAUUUUGUGGGCUGCACAAAUGAAUUUAAAUUCUACCUCAGGAUAUGGAAUGAUUUUUAACUCUUAUUUGUUAACUAUUCUACUGCAGUCCACAGAUAGGGUUAGGGUUGGUUUGUUUUAUACUUGAUGGUGGCACAAUGGAAUUUACAUUUUGGCUCAGGUUGAACAUUAUAGUGAUUUUCAGCUCUUGUUUGUUCAAUAUGUGUAUUUUGCUUAAUAACUUAGAAUAAUAGGUAUCAACUGAAAUCAAAGAAAAUGUGCCAACAGUUUUUUGGGGCCUUACAAAAACAAUGCAUUUUGAUACUGAUAAUUUUAGCAGAAAUAACUGUUGAGGUCUUUACCAUUUUAAGGACAGUGUCAUUUUUGUUAUUUACAUUUUCGUUUUUCAGAAGCAUAACAUUUCAUUUUUAGUAGUAGUGUGACUAUCAAACCCUAGAAAUCUUCCAAUAGCUUGACUGUUUGUCCUUUUAGUACAUUAACAAAAAAAGAAAAAAAGAAAUGAAAUAAAAUAAACUGAUGCAGCAGGGAAAUCUUCCUUCUGCAAUUUUUGUCAGUAAAACUCAAUCGUGGUCAGCAAA